Molecule: messenger RNA, 1714 nt
Organism: Prunus dulcis (almond)
Lineage: Eukaryota; Viridiplantae; Streptophyta; Magnoliopsida; Rosales; Rosaceae
Product: allantoinase-like
Exons: 14
Coding region: 54-1568 (504 amino acids)
Biological process (GO): purine nucleobase catabolic process; allantoin catabolic process
Cellular component (GO): cytoplasm
Molecular function (GO): allantoinase activity; cobalt ion binding; zinc ion binding
Source: RefSeq, a predicted model, not a curated record
GAGCGCCUGCGUGUCAGUCUGUGUUACUUGUUAGCAAGUCAGCAGCAGAAGAAAUGGAGGCGAUACAAUGGAAGCUAUUGCCACUGCUAACACUUCUCGCUUCUUUUCUACUAUUUUUCUAUUUCCAAAAUCCCUCAAAGCAAUAUCAGAAAAACUGCAGCCUGCUUCCUUACCAACAUUACUGGAUAACCAGCAAGCGCAUCUUGACACCUCACGGGAUCAUUUCUGGAGCAGUUGAGGUAAAGGAGGGGAAGAUUGUCUCCAUUGUUAAAGAAGAGGAAAAGAAUGGGAAAACCAAGUUGGAGAAUGUAAUUGAUUAUGGAGAGGCUGUGGUAAUGCCUGGCUUGGUUGAUGUGCAUGCACAUCUUGAUGAUCCUGGAAGAGCUGAAUGGGAAGGAUUUCCAUCAGGGACCCAGGCUGCUGCUGCUGGUGGGAUAACUACAUUGGUUGACAUGCCUCUAAAUAGUGAUCCAUCCACUGUCUCCAGAGAGACUUUGCAGCUCAAGAUUAAGGCCGCGGAGAGCAGAAUUUACGUUGAUGUCGGUUUCUGGGGAGGUCUUGUUCCUGAAAACGCAUUCAACGCAUCUGCUCUUGAGGAUUUGUUAAAUGCUGGUGUUCUUGGUUUGAAGUCGUUCAUGUGUCCAUCAGGGAUCAAUGACUUUCCUAUGACAAAUGCCAGUCAUAUUAAGGAGGGACUGUCUGUGCUGGCAAAAUAUAGGCGGCCUUUACUUGUACAUGCAGAGAAACAACUAGAUCUUGAAAGCGACUUGGGAGUUGAAGGUGGUAGUAACGAUGCUCGUUCUUAUUCGACGUAUCUCAAGACCAGGCCAGCUUCAUGGGAAGAGGCAGCUAUUAGGGAUCUCUUGACCUUGACAAAGGACACAAGGAUUGGUGCCCCAGCGGAAGGAGCUCAUCUUCAUAUUGUUCACUUGUCUGACUCAAGCAAUUCGUUAGAUCUUAUUAAGGAUGCAAAAAGUGGUGGUGACAGUGUAACUGUGGAGACAUGCCCCCACUACUUAGCAUUCUCAGCAGAAGAGAUUCGGGAUGGAGAUACUCGUUUUAAGUGUUCUCCACCCAUCCGUGAUGCAGCCAACAAGGAAAAACUGUGGGAGGCUUUGUUGGCAGGACAUGUUGACAUGAUAAGCUCUGAUCAUUCACCAACUCUGCCGGAACUUAAGCUUCUUGAUGAUGGAGACUUCUUGAGGGCUUGGGGUGGCAUAUCAUCUUUGCAGUUUGUUCUUCCUGUGACAUGGUCAUAUGGCCAGAAAUAUGGAGUGACUUUGGAACAGUUAGCUUUAUGGUGGAGCGAAAGGCCCGCCAGGCUUGCCGGACAAGAAUUGAAGGGGGCAAUUGCAAUUGGGUACCAUGCAGAUAUGGUAGUGUGGGAUCCAGAUGUGGAGUUUGACCUUGAUGAUGACCCUGUUUACCUCAAGCAUUCGGGGAUUUCAGCCUACAUGGGAACAAAGUUAUCUGGAAAAGUUUCAGCUACUUUUGUAAGAGGAAACCUUGUCUUCAAAGAGGGGAAGCAUGCUCCGGCAGCAUGCGGCGUUCCGAUUCUGGCAAAAUAAUUACGCUCGUGAUUUACAAGCCAAUCUCCUUGUAUAUGUACUUGUGGGAUAUCAUUCAUGUAUGGCUCUGCAUCUCUUGGCUUUUGAUGAGCCUGGUGCUUCCCAAAUCUGUAAUAUAACAAUUUCCAACUAAUUUCCUUCCCUUU